Gongylonema pulchrum is the source of this 1680-nucleotide messenger RNA. The record is from the annotation of a GenBank genome assembly. Lineage: Eukaryota; Metazoa; Nematoda; Chromadorea; Rhabditida; Gongylonematidae.
AUGACAGCGCUGAAGAAUGAAAAUGAACGAAGUCGAGAUGGUUCGCAUGACCGCACAGUACGUGGAACAUUUGCAUUCGGUUCCUCGACACCACGUCUGUUGUCACAUUUAUACAACGACGCUAAGAUCAAUCCACAGGUUGGCCGACGAUCCUAUACAACACCUGCUAUACCAACGACACGUUCCAAAACAGUGCCUGCACCGGUCAAAAUACACGUAACGAGAACGACAAAAAUUACUCAUAAGUCACCGGGAGCGGAGCAAAAACGAGUUAUUAGCAGUACAACACAUCAUGUGGUGUCCAUUAAUCACAAGCGACCGCAACAGCAGCAGCAGCAACAGCAACAACAACAGCCAAAGGAGGGGAGCAAAGAAUUCAUGAAUUCGGUGAAAGAAAAACUGGAAAAUCAAAAAAAUACCAUGCAAGCAUUAGCGGACAAAACGGCCAAAAAAGUGACUGAAAUAAAGGUUAAGCCUUCAGUUGGGAAGGCGCCCAAAAGCACCAAGGAUGCAGUAAAAACGAAAAAAAUUGAGAAAUCUGAGGGGCUGAGAGAUUUUUCAAGGAAUGAAGAGUUAAAAUCACCUGCUCCCUCGCCUACUGACACGCCGAAUCUUGAAAUUGAGUCGUCUGAACCUCAGCACCGUAAGGAUGAAGAAACUAUUGCUGGUACCAUUGACGUCCUGAAAGAUGAAGUAAAAGUGCCGGCUGUUACUGGUACCACUCCUGUUCCAGAGGAGGAAACAAAGGUGUUGGCUGCUGCCGCUGGUGGUGGUGAUGAUGGUACCACUGCCGUUCGGCAAGAUGAAGCAAAGGCGUUAACAAUUGAAGCAACCCAUCCACAACAUAUUCUAUCGCAUCCGUUGCCAGAAGAGGACGAGGGAAGCAGUUUAGCAGCAAAAGCACGCAUCAAAAGUAUGGAAGAUAACCGGACAGUGCAGCAGGUGAUCGGCGAUGAUGAGAUGACCGAACUGGAAUCCGGGGGAGCUGAAGCGUACCAUCUUGGUUCGAUCGGUCACGGAGAUGUCAGUAAUGCAACGGUGGCACUUAUUUCCAAAGUAGCCGAGCAUCUGAAUCAUAUGGAUGAGAAGGCGUUACUUGGGCCAAAAGCUCAGGAUCAAGAAACACUGGCCACAUCUCCGCUUCAGGAAGAACAAGAAAUAGGCACUCCGGCUUCCGAGCGCGGUGACAUUGAAGCAUCAGGCAUCGAGCAAAUUCGAGUUUCCCCUCUCACCUCAUCUACUCCAUUCCCAGAAGCAGUAACGAUGCAGCUCCCAUCACAUUUAGAUCAUGAGAAUUCUAGAGCAAAAAGUACCACGGAUGAGGAGCGGCAGCCCAGAAGCACGGCAUUCGAUGAGAAAGAAGGGGAAAUGCCAAUAGAAGAACUGAAACACCUUGCCAGAUCAGAGGAACUGAGGCACUCAGCCGUGAACGAACUAAGCCCGGAAAAGCCAGAUCAACCACAAAAUGCUGUUCCAGAAUCGCAUGAGCUAUCCGGCGAGGAGCACCGGGAUCUGAAUCCAUCAUUUGUCUACAACUACGGUUACGAGUAUCAUUCUGCAACGACAGAAGAAAGGUUACCAGAAGAAUCGCUGAAGCUAGAUUCCUCUAAGGGAGGUGAUCCUGGAAUGAAGGACCAGAAAAAGUCCGGAGAUACGGUAGAAGGAAUUUCUGCGCUCUAA